Mercenaria mercenaria is the source of this 5372-nucleotide messenger RNA. RefSeq names its product guanylate-binding protein 1-like. Gene Ontology annotation, molecular function: GTP binding; GTPase activity. The transcript has 5 exons. NCBI's taxonomy places the organism in Eukaryota, Metazoa, Mollusca, Bivalvia, Venerida, Veneridae. The record is from RefSeq and is a predicted model, not a curated record. Bases 1 to 1410 code for a protein of 469 amino acids.
AUGUGUUUGGUAUUAAAAGAUGGAAAAGGAAAUAAAGUCGUAAGAUACAAUGCCACCAGACUAGCUAUACUGGAGCAUUUUCAAAAUCGAAAAUGUUUUGUCUUUGACAGGCCGGCAGAACGUAAGAAACUGAGACGGCUAGAAGAACUAAAGCAGUCAGAACUAAGCGAGGAUUUUGUUACUGACACAUCCUGUUUUUUAGAAUAUAUUUACAAGUGUGAACCAAAGAAGCUAAUUGAUGGCAGUAUUUUAAAUGGAAGAAUGUUUUCCUGCUUGGCGAAACAAUACAUCGAGGCUAUAUGUUCCGGAGACUUGCCAUGUAUCGAUGAUGCGUUGACUAAAAUGUGUCGAGAAGAGAACACCUUUGUUGUAGUGCAGACAGUCGACUGGUUUAAGGAACAGAUUAAAUCUAUAGGGAUGCCACUUCCAAGCGAUUUUGCUUUAAAAUACAAACGGAUCCAAAAAGAGGCCCUCAAGAUGUUUAAGAAAAUGGCAGUUCUUGAUGAUGAGCAUGAGUUUCAGAAAACAGCAGAGAGAGAGAUGGAUGCUUUCAAAACCACAAUCGAUGAAGACAACAAUGACUAUAUUAAAGACGUUUGCACGAAAGAAUUGCAGAAAAUUUAUGAUAUAAGGAUCAAACCGAAAGUUACAAAAGGUGGAUACUUUGUGCCAGAUGGUUAUAAAAUGUACAGAGGGGACUUUGCAGGGCUGAGGGAUCAAGUGAAACUAACUCUGUCAGGAGCCGAUCCGAAUUUAGUUCAGAAAUACAUCCUUGAAUUUGAAGAACGAUAUCAAAAGCAAGACGGAGAGAUAUUCCAAAAGGCAGGGUUUUAUGACACACAAAUAAAACUGGAAAUGCAAGAACAACAUGCGAAACUUGAACAAGAAAAGUCGGAACUUGACAGUCAAGUUGAAUUAAGGAGAAAAGAAGAAACAAAAGAGAUAAACCUAUACAAGGCGGAAUUAUCAGCGCAAAUGGAACAAGACAAACGGAGAGCGAGUGAAAAUUAUGGAAAAAUUGUGAGUGAAUGGAAGAAGAGGGAACGAUGUCUUGAAAAUCAAUUAAAGGAGCACGCUGAUAUGAUAGCCAAGAUUCGUGCGCACGAAAGCACAGAAGGAAAACGAACCCAUAAGCCAACCGUAGGUCAAACAGUGAUGAAAACCAUGUUAAAUGCGAGUGAAAAUUAUGGAACAAUUGUGAGUGAAUGGAAGAAAAGGGAACGAUGUCUUGAAGAUCAAUUAAAGGAGCACGAUGAUAUGAUAGCCAAGAUUCGUGAGUAUGAAAGCACAGAAGGAAAACGAACCCAUAAGCCAACCGUAGGUCAAACAGUGAUGAAAACCAUGUUAAAUUUACUUCCCGUGGUUGGUCCUAUAGCGACUGGGAUAUACGAACGCAUUUCGUCUAAAUGAAGUACUUCUAUUUUGUUUAUAUGCACUGAAAUAUAUAUAUAAUGAGUUUUACAAGAUCUUGAUUAAAUGACAUACAUACAUUAAAGAGACAUUUGUUCCAAAAUGGAGAAAUAAUAAUUCUGCAAAAAAAUCACUGAACGAUUGCAAUAUAUCUGAAACAUUAUACUGAAAAACAAUACCGUAUCAAUAUUUACUUCCAUGACAGUUAGACUGAGCGUUUGAAAUGAACAACGAAUUAUCAGGAAUUAUUGUACGGAGAAAGGUUGGUUUAUGUUUUAUGUUAUAGGAUGUAAUGACUACUACUAUAUGUUACUUUUUAAUGAAGUGAACAUUUCCAACUAAUAUCUUGUUGUUUUUUUAGUGCAGGGGUGUUGUUAUGGAUCGUGCUUUUUCUAUUGUAACAUUUGAUAAAAACAAAUAGAUUUUCAGAAAUAUGUGCGCUGGAAUGUCAUUUGUUGAAUCAAAUAUAUCAGACAGGAAGCUAUAUGUAUAUCAAAACUAUAAACUUGUUAAAGUAAUGAAAACAUAAUAAACGUUAUAGAGGAAAUUGAACAUUUUUUGGGCUUCGAUUAAAUUCAGUAUAUUAUUAUAAAAAUAUGAUAAAUACUUUUAGAUUGUAUCUCUGUUGAAGAAAAUCAAUUUUCAACACUUCAUGCGAAGAAAAAUGGCUGAGGUGUAUUUGUUUCAAAUGUCUACAGGUCCGGUAUAGUUUAGAGAUAUUUUUCAAAAUUAUUAAUGUACAUUUUUUAUCAGACAUUUAUAUACAUUUGUUGUUAAUAACGUAUCAAAAUGAUCAAAUAAUCUCUUUCAUAUAACGACCUCCAAUCAAAUAUAUCAGACAGGAAGCUAUAUGUAUAUCAAAACUAUAGACUUGUUAAAGUAAUGAAAACAUAUUAAACGUUAUAGAGGAAAUUGAACAUUUUUUUGGGCUUCGAUUAAAUUCAGUAUAUUAUUAUAAAAAUAUGAUAAAUAUUUUUAGAUUGUAUUUCUGUUGAAGAAAAUCAAUUUUCAACACUUCAUGUGAAGAAAAAUGGCUGAGGUGUAUUUGUUUCAAAUGUCUACAGGUCCGGUAUAGUUUAGAGAUAUUUUUCAAAAUUAUUAAUGUACAUUUUUUAUCAGACAUUUAUAUACAUUUGUUGUUAAUAACGUAUCAAAAUGAUCAAAUAAUCUCUUUCAUAUAACGACCUCCAAUGAUUUUUAAAAAGUCACAAAGUACACACAAAACUGUGCUUUUACAAAACGAGCGAAUAUCAUUUAUAAGGAUAACGAGAUUAGGCUAUUGACUUUGACAGAUCUAUAAUCAAAAAUAAAACCCAAUGUAGAUUUAUUCCAUAGAUAUGACAAAAUAACGAGUCUCUUGUUUUUAUUUAAAUUUUCUUGCCGUAUCACGAAAUUAGCUUAUUAAUAAAUUGUACUCAUUUAUGAUUAUUUUUGUGACUUUUUUAAAAUUCGAUUUACGCCUUAGAAUACAUAGCGUCUUUCGAUUUUGUGUUUUUCAACAUUUCGUUGUAAAUCUGUGAGAAUAUUCAAAAAUGUAUUGUUAUGAAGAUGAAAGACAUGAUAAAGAUAUAGAGUUAGAUGUUUGAUUAAGUGAACUUCAAUCAGCAAAACAAACUGAUGUCUGUGAGCUAUGGAUGUUAAAACACUGAAGAUGUACAAAUGCAUGUUAAAGACAGUUUUAAAUUUCAUUUGAGCGUUAUCUAUAUUAUGACAGUAAAGGCGUGUAAAGGCAAGAAUAUAUGCAAAUCAACUUCAAUUUUGUAUGUAGUUGUGUUCAGGUUUGUGAACCUCUAGAGUUUCUACUAGAUAAUAUAUUUAUCAAAUUUGGCAAUACAACUUACAGGCAAGUAAUUGGUAUUCCGAUGGGAACCAACUGCGCCCCCCCCCCCCCCCCCCUCACCGGUGAUUUAUUCUUAUACCGUUAUGAACGAGAUUUCAUUCUUAGUUUAUCUACUGAGACACAAUUUGAAAUUAUUGAAGCUUUUAAUGAAACCUCAAGGUAUCUUGAUGAUAUUUUAAAUAUGGACAACCAACAUUUUUCAGAAAUGGUGAAAUAUAUUUACUCUAAAGAGUUACAGCUUACCAAACAAGGCUAAUACUUCAGAUUUAGAAGCGUCAUUUCUGGAUUUAAAUUUAAGAAUUGUGAAUGAUAAUAUAGAAACGAAAAUAUAUGAUAAAAGGGACGAUUUUAAUUUUGAAAUUGUGAACUUUCCCCAUGUCCCUCGAGCAACAUCAUACGGUGUCUAUAUUUCACAGCUUAUUCGUUUUGCAAGAGCUUGCUCAAAGAUAGAUGAUGCGAUGAUUAAUAAAGUGUAAGACUCCAUGAUGCUUUUCUCCUAAAUCCUACAUACAACGGACGCAGGGAGUUGAUUUUUGUCUUACAGUUUUCUUAGUCGUGCCUUUAAAAGUUAGGCAAUCGUUGCUCUGACUUCAGACAAGUUGUUGAGUACAUUGGUGUAAAUAUACCUUAAAUUUACCUUAAUUUUAUUUAUCUGUUAUUUUUGCACUAAUGUUAGAGAAUUUCUCAGCGGGGAUUUUAUUUAUAUUGUGUUGUUUAACUUCUUGAAAGUAGGGUAAGUGCGAGGUUGGCAUACUCUAAACGCGUUUAAACCCUCAGUUUCCUUUAUAUAAGUUACUGACCGUUCCAAGGCGAUGCCCCUAUUUUCAACUGGUUGUUUUGUCUGUCUUGUAUUGUCUGUUGCGUAUAUUUUCUUGUUUGUUGUAAGCCUUUUUCCUCCGCCUCACUCCCCUUUUUGCCCGCUCCUUUCCCUUACAUUUACGCUACUUUUUGCAUCCCCCCUUCCUUUACUUUUAGUAAGUUUUCGAGGUUACCCUUUGUUUUGGCAGCCGAAUCCUAACGUUAUUUGAUUGUUUUUUUCCUACUUGUGUGGGUGCGUUUGUAUGCUUGUGAGUCUAUAACGGUGCCCUGUUUUCAGUUGUGUUGCUUGUUCGUUUUUCUAUGUUAUUCAGUUGAUCGUAGUUGUAUGUUUAUCUUUGGUACAUGAGUGUCUGCGCUAUUGUGGUUUACGUUGUACUGCGAUUGUUUCUAAAGAACAUGGCAUUCCCAUGCAUAUUCGUCCUUGUUCAACUUUCCCCUUUGGGUUCCUCCCCCCACCUUCUCCACCCCCUGACCCCAUUUCGCCCUUUACUAUUUCCUUCCCCUCCAUCAAUAUUUAGCAUGAAUUUAUAUGUACUUGUUGGAUGUUUGAAGCAACCCGUCUAAAAUAUUUUUCCAUUACAGUUUCUUUUUGUUGUUGGCAAAUGCGUGGCUCUGGGGCUGUGUUUUUGGUGCUCUGUGCUUCCGAGAAAUCUACCCUUACCUAUUAUCUAUUGAUACCAUAGGGAUUCAGGAAAAACAUAAUGUUAAUGUGUUUCUAGUGAAUGAAAUGAUAUAAAAUCAUAUUUCUAGUUCAUAGGCUGAAUGUACAAACAUUUACUAAACUUCUUAUUCGUUAAUACGUGUGCAGAAUUAAUACAAAUGCAUCAACUAUCUUUUGUAACUCUUUGUUUUAGAAAAGUGUAUACAUGUAUUUUCAUGGUACUCUUUUAUAUGAACUUGUGUAUAAUGUUUUACUAUGAAAUAUUCAUUCUCAAUUCUUCUUGUUAUCACGUAAAACAUCCCGUUUAUUAUGUUCAUAUAUAUAUUUAACUGUAUUUAAAUAAGAUACUGUAAAGUUUAUAUAAAAGAAGAUAUUCUUUCUGUGCAUAUACAAACAUAACUGUAUAAUAAUUCGAUAUGCCGUUGUAAAUACAACGAGACAGGAACCCACGUCCACAGGGUUGACAUAACGACAGCUAUAUAUCAAUAACAUAAACUUCUUUUAAUGUAAAGUAUAUACAAGUCCAAGUUGCAAUUUACAAUGUACAUAUAAACAUUUUUAAUCAAUAUGUGAAUAAUAAUUAUAACAGUCUAUGUUAGAGAUGUAUGUAUCAUCAUUUCUUCCCUUUGUAUAUCAGUUGUA